Molecule: messenger RNA, 1743 nt
Organism: Ectocarpus sp. CCAP 1310/34
Lineage: Eukaryota; Phaeophyceae; Ectocarpales; Ectocarpaceae
Source: the annotation of a GenBank genome assembly
CACGUUUUCCCUGCCAACUGCCACACAAUGCAGAGGAUGAUCGCAUCAGCAGCGGCGCGAGUGGGCGCGAAGUCGCGAACGUCUUUGGGGAGGUGCUGUCGGGCGGUCCAUGUCGAAGCGCACCUUGAAAGCAAAGGCAUCAAACUUCCCAAGGCAAUUGUACCACCUCAAGGGAGCUACGUCGUGGCCUACCAGACCGGCAAGACGUUGUACGUUUCGGGGCACAUCCCCAUGACUCCAGAAGGGGUCCUGUUAACGGGAACGGUGGGUGACAGCAUCACUGAGGAGGAGGGCGUGGCAGCUGCCCACUUGGUUGCUCUAAAUAUGCUUGCCACGUUGAAAUAUCAACUGGGUGAUCUCGAUCGAGUUGCACGUAUCGUGAAGCUGAACGGCUACGUGCAAUGCGUCGACGGCUACACAGGGCAGCCGACGAUCCUCAACGGGGCGAGCGACCUCUUGGCUGAGGCGUUCGGGGAGAAGGGGAUUCACGCAAGAUCAGCGGUGGGCAUGAGCUCGAUGCCACUCGACAUACCGGUAGAACUCGAGGCUAUAGUAGAAGUCGAGUAGUUGUCAGAAUCGUUGUGUACUUUGGAUAUGAGAGGGAGAAGAGGCUGAUGAUAUGCAUACCUCGAGGGUAAAGUGGAAAGCAAAAAAUAACACAAUAGUUGUUACCUGGAGACGGUACAAUAGAGCUAGCUGCCAAGGUCGACAAAACAUGAUUUGUGUCCUCCUCGUUUAGCAAUCUUAUGUAGUUUGCGAGAAAGGGUGUAGGAACGCUGCUGUCACACCAUGCUACCAAGCAGCGACGUAGCAGGUGCUUUAUGAAGCGAGAGAGAGGGUGCUUUCUGAAUCGACGGAGUCAACAGCCUUAUGUUCGGACCGCAUGGCUCUUUCCUCUUUUCUUUGUUGGACCGGUUGUCUUUGAAGACGGCUAUUUCCCGACAUGGGGUGUUCAAUUGUGUCGUGUACCGUAGUUUCAGGGUUGAACGAGAAAAGGCGAGGUCCUGGUUGGUUGCAGCUGGUAGUUGCCAUUUACACUAGGAUCUGCCCAUCUUUCUGAGGAGGGCGCUGGUAGAUAGAAUAUGGUGCUGAAAGACGACGCUGUUGUUGCACAUUGCGCUAGGAGUGCUCGAUCGAAUAACCAGCACGAGGCAUCAGUCCCCACCGUGUACACAUUACGUCGUCGGUGGUUGAAUCAUCUGCCGUCGACAAUGGUUAAGUGCUUUUUCAGAUAUGCACUCCUCCACAAAUCGUGGCUUUGGACAUCAAGAAUGAAGGUUGAUGAACCAGCGUUGCACUCUAUAUCGCUCGAAACGGGAGUGGGCAGAAAAACGCAACUCCAAACGCGGUGUGUUUCCUUUCAACCGAAACGCUGUUGUGUCAAGGGUUAGUCAGAUCUCCCUGGUGUCGAAGAACCGCAUUUUAAAGCGAGAUAGCAAAGCUUGGUAAAGCGCACUACAAUUCGUCGAGGGUGUGAGUGCGGGCGGCAAGGACCAGCGCAAAACCAACCCUCGCGUGGAGCGAUACGCGGCGGUGUUGCCAAUGUAGACCAGCGCUUGUACCUUGGUCUGUCGGUGGGUCGAAUGGGUCCUGAGCAAGGUGGGGCAAUGUUGCAAGUUGAUGAAAUAUUACAAGUCACAUUUUUCUACGUACGAGAGGCGCGUGUGAAUGGCAAAUGGCAAGUACACACAAAGGUUGCUUCUUGUUUUUCUUAAAUGCGAAGAACAUGUCGAUGGGGUACCG